Molecule: messenger RNA, 10066 nt
Organism: Parasteatoda tepidariorum (common house spider)
Lineage: Eukaryota; Metazoa; Arthropoda; Arachnida; Araneae; Theridiidae
Source: RefSeq, a predicted model, not a curated record
GCAAAUAUUUUUCACUCUCUGAAUUUGCAGCUAUAGUAGACUCGGUAAAAUCUUUAAGCCUAGAAAUAUAAACUAUUCUUUUUGUAGGUAUUUUUACUGUUCUGUAAUUUUAAAUUUUUUAAAUUUAAAUUAAACAUUAUAAAAUUCUUUAAAGAGUUGAUUUUAGAGCAACUUUUCCAUCUAAAAGGUAUUAUCGUUUUCUAUGGAUGCAUAUGGUAGGACACUCCAAAUCAGUUCAUGCUUGUGUUCAAGGCAAAAAACUACAUUUAUAUCCAAUUGCUGUUCUUUUUCAUCGGCCUUUUAUUGGCGAAUGACUUUGUGUGGUCUACAAAUACUCAAAAGAGGCUACAAUGGUUAAUGAGCCAAAAACUUUUGCGUGACAGAGACAAUUUCUUUUGUUUUGUAUGGUGGAAACUAUGCGAGGAAAAUGGUAAUAAUGAUAACGAAGAUUUAUCGAAUAAUAAUAAAAUUCUAUGGGAAAGUUGGUUGCAAAUUUUUAAACCAAAGAGGAUUCUGGAUUAUAACACGCUAUCGGAAACAACAGCUAAAAAUGGAAGAAUCACAUCGCCAUACUUUCUCAGUGCCAAUGAUGGCUGGAUGUAUAAACAAAAAUAUGUAUCAAAAAACAAAUUUUCUAAAAGAACUAUUUUACAUAAUAGGGUUCGAGAUAGGAGGCAAACAAACAAAACUUUUAAAAACUUGCAGAGUGGUAAAUUUUCCAACAAAUGUCUGAACGAGAAAUAUAAAAUAAUAGCUAGGGAAUGCUUUGAAAAGAUUUCAACUUUACCAUCAAUCUUAUCAAAUGGAAUUGAUAACAUUGAAUCAUCUGGAGAAAAGAAAACGAUACUGAAAUGUAUAAGAAAUUAUAUGUGUAAUAAGAAAGUGACAAACUUUGCAUACAAUUGUCUUAAAACUAUUUUUGAUAGAAAAACUUUAAAUUACUCACAACUAAUAGAACAAAAUGACGAGCUUAAAAUUCCAUCUUUUAUUUUCAAUUUGAGUAGCUUUGAGAAUGCAAUUUUAAAAUUAAGAUUUAAUCCAAAUCCUGUAUUCCAUCCAUUUUCUUUCCAUAAAUAUUUUGCAAAUAAUUUACUUUCACACAAAACUGUUCCUAAAUUUCGUGGACGACGUCUUCUCGGAUUUCCUUCAAAUGAUUUUCUAGACACAUAUGGAAAUAAUCAAUUCAGCACACAAGAUGGUAUGGCAUCCUUUCGAAAUGAUAUUUUCAAUAAAUGGAUUCAAAAUAAUAAAAACGCUAGUAUUACCAAUGAAACUAACUUUAAUUUUCAAUCACAUUUAGAAUCGAAGAAAUACGAGGUUGAUACAAAUGCUCCAGUCUUGUCUCACACAGAUGCAGAUAUAACAUCUUUUUUGAAACCAAGUAUUACUUUAAGCAAAUCUCAAUUUUUUCAAAUGUACAAACCUGAGAAUUUAGAUGCAUCAAACAGCGGCAGCAGAUAUUUACAAAAAAGUGUUGGCUAUACGAGCGAAUUGUUUCUGCAUUUUAACGAUUUCACAGCAAAUUUUAAAGAUAAAAUUAAACCUACUCCAGUUCAAAGAAUAUAUCAAAAGAGCAAUAACUAUUCAUUUCGUAAUAGCAAAAAAUUAUUUCAAUACAGUAAUAGUAUCAAACACGCCUUAAAUCUUAAAGAUGAGAUUUCUGUUAUUCAGAGCUUGGAUAAAUUUCCUUCAUUGAGUCAUUUAACCAGUGACAUAACACAGAUGACUCAAUUACCCUAUGAUAAUGACUCUUUCGAAACCACUUCCUUAAAAACAGCAUCUCAUCAGAUUGUUCAAAGUUCCAUUGCAUUGCUGAUUGGCUCACAAAAUUCACAAAAUGAAGCUAAAAUUGCACCCGAUAAUUUUGACUACUCAAUGCAAUCUGGUGAUCGGCUGGUUUCCGUGAUUAAUUUAACCAGUGGCGUAAGCCAGAUGACUCAGUUAACGAAUGAUAAUGAUUCUUUCGAAACCACUGCCUUAAAAACAGCAUCUCAUCAGAUUGUUCAAAGUUCCAUUGCAUCACUGAUUGACUCACAAAAUGAAGCUAAAAUUGUAUCUGAUACUUUUGACUACUCAAUGCAAUCUGAUGAUUGGCUGGUUUCCGAGAUUAAUUUAACCAGUGGCGUAAACCAGAUGACUCAGUUAACGAAUGAGAAUGAUUCUUUCGUAACCACUUCCUUAAAAACAGCAUCUCAUCAGAUUGUUCAAAGUUCCAUUGCAUCACUGAUUGGCUCACAAAAUUCCCAAAAUGAAGCUAAAAUUGCAUCUGAUACUUUUGAUUACUCAAUGCAAUCUGGUGAUUGGCUGGUUUCCGAGAUUAAUUUAACUAGUGGCGUAAACCAGAUGACUCAGUUAACGAAUGAUAAUGAUUCUUUCGAAACCACUUCCUUAAAAACAGCAUCUCAUCAGAUUGUUCAAAGUUCCAUUGCAUCACUGAUUGGCUCACAAAAUGCGGUUAAAAUAGAAUCUGGUAUUUUUGACUACUCAGUGCUAUCUGGUGACCGACAGGUAUCCAUGAUUAAUUUAACCAGUGAAAUGAACCAUAUGAUUCAAUUAACCAAUGACAUUGACUCUUCUCAAACCACUUUUGUAGAAACAGCAUCUCAUCAGUUUGUUCAACGUUCCAUUACAUCACAUAUUGGUUUACAACAUUCACAAAAUGAAGCUAAAAUUGCAUCGUAUAAUUUUGACUACUCAAUGCAAUCUGGUGACCGUCUGGUUUCCGUGAUUAAUUUAAUCAGUGGCGUAAAUCAGAUGACUCAGUUAAUGAAUGAUAAUGACUCUUUUGAAACUACUUCUGUACAAACAACAUCUCAUUACAAUAUCGCUCAACAUUUAAUUCCUACUGUAUCACAGACUGAUUUACAACAUUCACAUAAUGUUGCCGAAAUUGAAUCUGAUAUUUUUGACAAAGAUUACAAGUCAACUAUUCAACCUUAUCAGACAAUGAAGCACAAAUGGAAAUCACAUUUGAUAAGUUCUUCAAUACCUUUAGUCUACAAAGACUUAUCCAUAUCGCAUAGGAACUACAGUGAAAAACUUAAUAGCACUCCAACUGUAAAACUCAAUAGCUUUACUUCCUCAACAUUGAAAUCUAGUUUUACUUUAAAAGUGAAUUUAACCCAGUCUAGUGAUUUAAAAUAUCGGGUAAUUCUGACUACUGCACACUCGCUUGUAGUACCUGGUACAGUUUUGUAUGAAUCGAGGAAAGACAAAAUACAUGAAAUAUAUUCUGAACCAUACUCUGUUCCUGACGAAAAUUAUUAUUUUGCAACAUCGUUUGAUAUUGUAGGUUCUGUUGAAACCUACCGAGCAAAUGACGAGACAAAUGACUCACGUUUAAAAACAAUGAAUUCUGUUUUGUUGCAUGAAACUAGAUCGACACAAACUGAUUGGUUAUUGAAUAAAAAGACAACUGAUUUUAAUUUAAACUCUGUUAUUAAUGCAGUGGGUCAAGGAAAAGGAAUUUUAAAACUGUCAAAAACUCUUACACAAAAUACGUUUUCGAGUGAAGAAAACCACCAUUCAAACAUAGUGAACCUCUCUGAAUAUAUUUCUGGAAACGAAAAUCAGAAUCAGAGUGUCAAACUUUAUUCUGAUAAGUAUCCUGAUAUGAACUUUUCAAGAGUCAGAAAUGAUUUCAAUGGAACAAACCAAGAUAAUUUCAAUUUAAAUGAACAUAAUUCCAACUCAACAAACGGGUUCCUAAUUAGUACUGGAUCAGUGUCUUCUGAUAAAUUUAUGUCUUCUGAAACUGAUUUUCUCAAAGUAUUAAGUAUUUUUAAAAAUAACCAUACAGAGUCAGUAAAGGGAAAUUUACCACACGGAAGCAAGUUCAACGAAGAAAGAAUAUCCCCAGUUCCUAUCUCUCAAAUUGAUCCAAUGUCAACUGCAGUUUAUAUAACUCGGACUGAAUCAGCGUUAGAUGUAUUUUCAACUGAUGCAUUGAAAGUUAAUUUUGAUGAAAAUAAUAAUCUGAUAUUGAGUGAAAAUCCAAGUUCAAAUAUCGACGUGUACCUUAAAAGUAGUUUGAAUUUCAAACAAAACAAUGGUGUGGAAAAUAACUUUUAUGCAACGGAAGGGUUAAACCAAAUGCUUCGAACUUUUACUACUGUUCCAACAGAAUUAAAUACACAAAUUUUUCCAACUCAGCAUCUUGAGCUCUCCAGAAGUCCAUAUGCAGUCUACCAAGGAAAAACAAUGGGUGCUUUUUUGAAAGAAACGAAAAGUUUGAGCAAACUAAAGAAAAUGGAGAUAACCGAAAAUGUUGAAGAAAGUACUAGUUUUCAGGACAUACAACAGGUCUCACUCCAAACUCAACUGACUGAAAUAAAUCACGACAACAAAAGACAUAAGCCGAGUAGCACGUAUGUGAAGGAAAUAUUAAAGCAAAUAAGUAGAAGCAACCAUGUUACAAAUGUACUUAAAAGCAUUGAGGCAUCUGGAGGCAUUGAUUUUGGAAUGGAUACUGGCAUGAAAAUAAAAAGUAGCACCAAUAAGGAUAUCAUUCUCAAUUUAAGUACUUUCGAUAAUUAUGAAAAACUCAGCAACGAUCCUAAUACAGAACAUUUUUCCAGUGUUUAUGUAACAACUACUGAAGAAGUUCAGAAAAAUUCUCUGAAAACUCAAGAUGAAAAAAGAACUUCGACUCCAUAUAACAAUAAUGUAGCUUUUACAGAAUAUAACUUAGCUCUAAAAACGAAUUCUGCAGCCGAAGGAAAUAUUGUAAGAAGUCGAAAUGAUGUAGACGACAAAGUGAUAGGAAAUAUUAACUCAAAUAAUAAAGCAAAUAAUAAUUUAGAUAAUUCAGCGAAAAGCUUAUUUCAAAAAAAGAACGAAAGUUUAGAAUCGAAAUUGAUCUCUGACGAAAACAACUAUGUAAUAAAAAGAAACGAUGAUUCUGAUAGUACCACAGAAUUAGAAUUGUUGGAAAUUACUGAAAAAGAGAAUGAGAAUACGAGUCUUAGCAAGAAUGGAAUAUUUUUGACUCCGGAUUCCGAAGAAAAUGCUCUCAUACGAACAGAAAGAGAAAUUCUAUCCCCCGAAGAAGAAUUUUUCAUGAAAUCUAGUUCUGGAAAGGAGAAAAUUGAAAACGCUAGAACACCUCUUCAAAACUCGCAAGAAGAUUUGAAAAAUUUAACUAAAGCUUCUACUAACACGAAAUUACCAUCUAUUAAUAUUGAAAAUAUUAACGACACUAAUUCAUAUUUUAAUGCUACUGAUAAUUCGGAAAGUACAGGUAUUACACAUCCUCCAUUUGAAGAGAAUUUUGAUUCAAAAAAUAAAACUUUAUUGUCAAUAAAAGAAAAUUCCAAAUCUAGUAAUGAUGAAGACUUAAAUGAAAAAUUUCCAUUCUUUGAUAUUUCAAUAAACGAUGAUCGUGACAGAGAUUUAGAAAAGUAUUUAACUUCAAAUCUAAAUGUUUCUGUAAUUUUACAGCCUGGCAGUCUAACGAAACAGAUUGAUGGAGAAUGGAAAAAUAUGAGCUAUAAAGAAGGUAAAUCGAAUGUCCUCCCAUCAGAAACAACUGUACAAGUCAAGAAUUUAUCAAGAAUACCUGUGUCAUCAACAGAUAUACUUAUAGAGGCUGAAAAAGGAACGCAGUCUUCAAGUGAAGAAAAUUUAACAGACUUCUUUUCUGACAUUUACAAACAAGUUACCAAGUCAAAAAAUUCAAAUGUUCAAAUCAAACCAAAAAACUUUACUAUCACGAAACUGAAUCGAGCUGAAUUUGAUUCAAACAUACCCUCAUCUACUUAUAUUUCUAACAACAGUAACGUAGAUCCAAAUUUUGACCAAAUUAAUGAAAUUGGAACAAAUCCAAAUAUUGCAAGUAAAUUUGAGAAAAAUAAUUCAGAUGUGAAUUCACACAAUAAUGGGGGUUAUCAUAGCAAAGCUGUUUCUUUUACAACAGUAGACUUUGCCGAACAAUACAAUUCAUUUGAAAAAGAAACUGAAGCCAUUACUUAUGGAAGUAUGUAUGAAUCAUUAACUAAUAGUGACUUUGAAAUAAAACAAAACAAAAUAUUUCAUGAUGCAAAUUCUGAAACAGAAUCAUCAGAGAAGUUGUCCUUAGAUAUCGAUGAUAAUAUUGCGACUCCUGAAUUGAUCAAGCCCACUCAAAUUCCAUCAUUUUUUCAGCCAUCAGGUUUUGAACUUACUGAUAAGUCUUCUUUAAAAUCAGUUCUAAUUAAUGAAAAUAAUUCAGUCUUAAAAUUCGUAAAUACCAAGUUUCUUACUACAACCGAGUUGGCAACAACCGAAGUUUCUGAUUCGUUUGGACAAGGAGCUAAUGACUUUUCUGGCUUAGAUGAGAUAUUAAACGACAAUGAUUUUAAAAUUAAACCUAUUAGAACAUCCCAUUAUGAAAGUUAUAAUACGAAGUCAUUAGUAAAUACAUUAUUUGAUGGCAAUGAUGAUAUUGUUAACCUUGGAUUGGUUGAGCCCAUCCUAUUUUUAACAUCUACCCAGAGAUUAAGUUCUAGUUUUGUUGAUAAAUUCCUUCCAACUCCAAUUGAGGGAACGAAGACAAAUGACAAAGAAAGUUUUGGCAUAAAAUCAUUAUUCACCAAAUUAAUCACUCCAUCUCAAAGAACUGUUGACACUAGUGAUGCAUCAGCAAAUUUAAUUCCAAUCACUGAUUUACUUAUACGUAAUGAAAGAGAAACGGAAUCAUCAAAUGAAGAAGUAUUAACUGAAAACUUUUUUAAUUUCGAUGGUAGGCCUGUUAAUAAAAUAGCUAGUUCGAGAGAUUUGGAUAAGCAGCUAGAAAGCGAAAAUAACCUUGUUAAUAAUGAUUUAUCGAAAUUCAGUCAAACUUUGCUUCUUUCAAGCUUGCUUUUUCCUUCUUCAAAAAAUCUGAAUUCCAACAUAAGUUUGGGAAAUAAAAUAAACCUUAGUGAUAUCGAGAUCAAAGCAAAUGCUUCUACAAAGCUGGGAAGUGAGGGUUUGGAGAUAAAUUUUACUAUUAAUGGGAACAUUCAUAUUGAUGGUAAUAAGCAAACACUGCUUACAACACCAAAGAGCUCUUCAAAAUCUGAUAAUGCACAAGGAAGUGUAAAUGAGAUAAUCACUAAUACAAAUGCAGAUAAAAAUACACCGAGUAAUGAUUUUUCACCUGGAAGGAACGAAAUUGAUGAAACGAAGUAUAAAAAAGAAUUAUCGGAGAACCCGUUAAUGGAUGUUGAUGAUGAAAAUUUAAUUCCUGAUGACUUUCGUACUGGUCAAAAUGAUAAAACCUCGUAUACGACGUCAAUAAGCUUCAUUGAACAUGAUUUUACACUGGGAAGGAGAGACGAGAUUUCCACUGAAGAAAUUACAAAUUAUAAAAUACCCGAAAAAAACGCCACAUCUGGAGAGAACAAGAAUGAACGCAAUGAAGUGCAUCAUGAGGGAUCACACGGUAAUCAGGCAAAGAUAGAAGUUGACAAUGAAAGUUUAGAUACUGAGUUGGUUAACUUCGAUGAUGCUAUUAAUGAGAAAGAUCCAAUGUUGUUGACUACUCCAAAGAGUUAUAUUGAAUCUGAUGAUACACUGGAAAGAGGAGACACGGUUGACACUGAUGAAAUAGUGAAGGAUGUAUUAUCUGAUAAUGACUUCCCUCUUGAAAAGUACAACAGUACACGUGAGGAAAAGAAUAAAAGAGAAUCUCAAAUAAACCCAAUAAUAAAUCUAAAUGAUAAGAGUUUAAGCAUUGAAUCGGUUAAGUCUGAUGACAUCAAUAUUGAUCAGAAUAAUCAAAUCUUGUCAACAACAUCAAGCAGUUUCAUUGUAUCUGAUGAUGCUUUGAAAAAUAGAGAUAUGAACACCGCUGGAAAAAUAUUAAAUGAAGUAAUUCCCAGCAAUGAUUUCUCUUCUAGAAGAGAAAAAACUGCACUUGAUUCAAAGGAAGAAGUGACGUCAUCAAAAAAUCCAUUAUUUAACGUUGAUAACCAAAGUAUUAGUUUUUUAUUUGUUAAACCCACGGCAGUUAAUAUUUUCCCUGAAAAAAUAAGUUCCACAACUGUCAAUUCAUUGCUUCUAUCGAAAGCUAUAAAGAAAGUUAAAAACAUUGAUGAAACUUAUACCUUGGUACCGGUAUUUACUAAACACUUAAUUACAUCUCAGACAACCACAGAAAUUGAUGACUUAUCAAGAAAUUUGAUUUCAUCUGAUGAUGCAACAAAAAAUUCGAUUGCAUUUGAGGGUGGAUCAAGAAAUUCUAUUUUAACUGAUGAUGUGCUUAUACGUGCAGAAAGAGAAACACAAUCAUCGAACGAAGAAAUUUUAACUGAGCCGAUUUCAAAUGUCGAUGACAUAUUUGAUGUGCCCGAUUUAGGAAAUCCAGAAGUUCAACCCAAGGAGGAAAAUUUAUUGACUACAAAUAGCAUUUCAAAAAUCCCUCUACCUGACUCCGGUUUAAACUUACCUCUUCCUGUAAAUACCUCUAAUGUUAGUAGUUUUGGUCAUGAAUUUAAUAUUAAUGGAAUGGGAAUUAGUGUAAAUGCAUCUACUAAAAUGGGCAGUGGUAAUUUAGAUGUGAAUUUCAAUAUCGAUGAUGUUUCUAAUAAAGAUGACAUCCCUGAAAAGUAUGUUACUACGCCGAAGCUUUCUGUUGAAAUUGAUAGCAUUUUGGGAGAUGGAGGAGUUUUUACCACUGAUAAAAAUAAGGUGGAAACAUUGCCAGACAGUAACAUUCAAUCAAAAGGGAAUAAACUCCCUCGUGAUUUGAAAGAUGAACAGGAUUCAUUAGAAAUUACAACAGGGAAUAAAGGAGAGGAAAUUUUAAAUCCUAAUUUAAUCCAGCCCACACCAGUUUUCAACUUCGACAUAAGUUCCGUAGACCUUAGCCAAUUUUUUCCGCAUUUGCCAAUAAAAACAAGCACGAUUAACUUAGAAACCUCUCCAAGGAAAUCAGUAUAUACCGAAAGUGUUGAAGAUGAAGAAGUUUAUUCUGAUAGCACACCUGAAGUUAUCAGUAAAGAUAUAACAAAUGAAAAUAAAAUUUCAACUCAGAAAGACAUUGUAACUUUUAGUGAGCCAUCUUCUCUUUCUGAUGAUGUUGACAGAGAUGAUGUUGAUGAUAGUAUUAGAACGUCUACUACAUCCACAAGUACAGUUGUAAGUACAGAGAGCAGUAUUAUACCUUUUCAUUUCACAAUUGAUGCGGAUUAUAAAGAGGUGGUUGGUACAAGGAAAAAAGACUUCGAAGAAAGUCUGACAAAACAGCUUGGUGUCGCCAUGAGAGUCCCAAUUGAGUGUGUUCAAAAUCUAACAGUGACUAAAGGUAGUAUUCAAGUGGACUUUAAUCUUGUUCCCAGUCCCGAUCACGGACAUAUGAGUGAUGAAAAAGCUAUGAAAGCUGCAGCAGAUGAACUGAAACGUAUGAUAGAUAAUGGACUAUUAAACAUCAAUGAUUUAGAUGGAAAUACUUUAGUCGUAGUACCAUUGGAUCCUCCUACGAUGUCAACACCAGCUAGUGAAAUGGAGCAUACAACAUUGAUUUUAGGAGUUAUAAUUGGAGCUUUUAUUUUAACUGUUAUUGCAGUGGUUAUUUCAGCAAUUGUCAUAAAAAGAAAGUCCAACGGGAUUUCAAGAUUAAGUCCCAUAGAAGAGGCAAGAAGUAAAAUGCCGUCCUAUCGAGAUAUUCCAUUCCAAGAAGCUUUGUUUAUGAAAAAUACAGUACAUAAUAAGUUGAUGUUGGGAAAAUACAACUAUGAUACAGGUAAAUGGGUUGGACCUGGACCAGAGCCGAAAGCCUUUCGAGCACCAGACUCGGUUGUUUAUCGUCCUCCCACAGAUUCCGAAAUUCGUAGAACACCUCGACCUCCUACAGCAGUAAGAGAGAGACUGAAGAAUGACUGGGAAUUAGACUGGGAUAGCACAGUCUUCAGCAGAUGAGGAAAAAUAAGCUUGGAGUCAAGAAAUGCUGGUCUUCCAUAUUUCAACGUUAAUGUAACAUUUAAUAGUUUAUUUGAAGAAAAAAAAGUGAAGGGAGGAUUGUUUUGUGUCUCAGUAUUUUCCCUAAACAACUAUUCUAUUGUAAUUGUUUUCCAUGGAUGUUCAAAUAAAAUUAAAAACGAUUUAA